GGUGAGUGCACGGAACACUCUGUCCGGAUCCGCGCCGCGAGCGUAACUUAGUUCGUAACGCGGGAGAAUGUAGAUUGGCAUCGUAUUCUAAACUGUAUGAGUGGUUUAAUAAAUGAAUGCAGCUGUAUAAUUUUACAACUUCUAUUACAAAAUAUUUUCAUUAUUUUAAAAUAGUCGUCAAAAGCUAUAUUAACGUGAACUUUAAAUAAUUACACGGCUGCGGCCAAUGUAUAUUGUUGGCGAAUAAUAGAAAUGAACGAUAUCACACUUUAAAACUGUAAACAAAGUUUAAACAAUAAAUCCAUAACGGACGAAAACCGACACAAUACGAAAUGUCCAUGCUGCGCUUGAUUUUACAAAGUGAACAAACACAAAGGAGAUAAAUCUAGAACAGUUCUUGAACAGGACAAUGUUAACAAACAAAAUCAACAGAGCGGGUGAAACUUUCACAGCUAAGAAGUCGAAACUGUGUAUACAAUGUCGGUGGAGAGCAGCGAGCUCUAACAAGCCGGCCAUCCGAACUUGUUAAACGUGGCCGGGGAGUAAUUCACCGAAGCGGUCACUAACUGAACACUCGGACAGUUCGGGAACGUCCGCGGCUGUGUGUGGCAAGGCUAAGAGCACAGAUUUGUGUCUGCAUGGCAGCCCAUAGUGUUGCUGGCGCGCAGAGAAUGGGCCGCGGAUGAUGGACUCGCACUCGCUGGGCCGAAGUCGGCAGACUCCCGCUGCCAGAAACCACAUUGUUUACACCGACCAUAAAGGACGAAAAAUACCGUACGCUGACAAGAUCACUCCGGAGCCAAUACUGCACAACAAUACCAGUAGGGACACAAAGGCUGACUCCAUCAGGAAUAGCUAUAACAGUCAGUUCAAAGUAGGCAUCUACGGCUGGCGGAAGAAAUGUCUAUACAUACUGGUCAUGACUCUUAUGUUGAUGAUGGUCAUCAAUCUCGCACUGACGUUAUGGGUACUUAAAGUCUUGGAUUUUAAUUCGGAAGGAAUGGGUCAACUCCGUAUAGUACCUGGAGGGUUACAACUGUUAGGGCAAGCUCUAAUGUUGGACUCUCUGUUCGCGUCCACCAUCAAGUCACGUCGAGGGUAUCCAAUUUACAUGGAAGCUUCUCGAAAUUUCACUGUUUCUACUAGAGACUCGCACGGAUUGUUACAGAGUAGAUUAUAUCUAGGCCACGAUCGUUUCGAAGUGAACGUAGGUCGGUUAGAAGUGCGGGACGCCCGGGGAGCGUUGUUACUUGGCGCGGGGCAGGACUCGGUCACAAUCGGGGCAGAAACACUGACGGUGGUCAGCCCUGCCGGCGUCACCAUACAAGCCGCCGCGCAGACACCCCUAGUCAAAGCCCCCCCUUCAAAACCAUUGGUGUUGGAGUCACCGACGCGUUCGCUGGAGAUGCAUGCGGCACAGAACAUAGUGCUAGAGUCCCGCGCCGGUGACAUCAGCGCCAGCUGCCUCACUACCUUCCGACUCCGAUCUGUCGCCGGCUCGAUUCGUCUAGAUGCACCCAGUAUAUUUAUGCCAAAGUUAAAAUCGGCGUUGCCACUGCCACCCUCCGCGCACACGCAUGAUCCACACCACCAGAACAUUUACCAACUGUGCGCAUGCGCGAACGGCAAGCUGUUCCUCGCCCCGCCCCACGGCGUCUGCGCAGCGAGAGAAGAGAGCCUUAUAUGCCGAUGAUGAAUUUAUAUUGUGAUCCUGUGACAUUGUUGUUCAUUGACGCUUUCUAUUUACUUUCUCAAGUAUUUCAAGCGCUAUGUACAUUAACGAAUAUGCAAUUAUAUUAGUUUAUAGUGAUGUGUCAACGUUGUGUUUUAAGGCGUAACAUAUAUGUCUCUGAAUGGAUUUACGUGAUUAUACGAGGUAGGAUGUUAGGGAUUUAAAAUUGAAAGCUUGUCACUGGUUUAUUUUUAACAAAGUUAAUAAUAGCUUGGUAUUCUUCAAUUUUAAUGAAAUUCGUGUUUAAUUGUUGUCCUGGCAAUAGUAAAUAGUUGUCUUUGUUCCUGAGGGAUUUCCAUGGAGGGCAUGAUUUCAAUUUUCAGUCCGCUUUAAGACACUCUCAGUGGUUUGUAAGUCUCAAGCCGGUUGUGCUUAUCAUUACGAAUUGUGUAAUAUUCUGUUAUUUGCUUCUUUGAGAAACUGUUAUUGUUAUAAAUUAAAGACGAGAAUUAACUUACCUCCAUUUCUGGUAAAAAUUACACAUACAUGUAUUUAAUAUAAUUAACAACGAUGUCAAAUAAAUUUAACGUAGAACGAAUUACGAAUAGGUGUGAUGUUUGAGCCCCAUAUUAGUGAAAUGUAACUUCCCAAUUUAUUUGUCUGUAUGUACAAAUAAGAGUUAAUAUAUUUCUGUCAAAAUACUGCAGUCGCUUGUUAUUCGUUUCAGAGUAAAUAUUUGUAUGGGAAACCGCUACUUCCACAUGUUUAUUCCAAGUUUAAGUGUAAAUCUAGAAUAGGGAUGAUGACUUUGUCAAAUAAAUUGUUUCCAAGUAUAAAUUAUACAUAACUAUAGCGGUAUUCUCGUUCUCAAAGAUUUUUCUAGCUAAUUUAAUGAAAUAUACAAGACUCGAAUAUUGAAAUGUGUUGUUUUUGUUGGAAUGGAAACGUUAGAUAUUGAAUUUGGCUUGUUGUCAUCAUUAAUUUCUAUUGUAUGAUAAUAUUCCACCAGCGAACAGAAGUCUUAAUCUAGUUGUGUACAAAUACUUUAUUUAUUCAGCUUAUUAAUCACAUUUAAUCAACUACAACGACUUUCGAAAACGUAUCAAUUGAAAUCUAUUGUAAUAAUAAAAUCUAGUGCCUUUUGGAUCGCGUUUAGAAUAACGAUUGGCUGAACGAACUUCAAAUCAUAUUUUGUUAUGCGUUGUGAAUACUUCCAUCUGAUUUUAAUGUUUACCACCCUCCAUGUUUGUUGAACGUAUUCGCAAACAUACAAAUCAAUUUGUUUAACGUAAUGUAUGAAAAUGUUAGUGUUAUUUCUGUUUUAUUUAUCGUAGGAGUUAACUAAAUAAUGCGUUGGUUUCUACCGUAUAUUCUUCUUGUUUGUUUUCAUAUUUUAAUGUGAUUUGUUGCUAUAUUGUGUGUUCCUAUAUAUUGUGCGCAUCUACAUACAUGUUUAACAACAGGCAACUAUUAUUUUAACUAUAACAACUUACCAAGGUCACUAACCUCUUAAUGAUGAAUGUAAAUUUUAAUGAAUAAUGUCUUAUUUUUCGGCUGAAAGGGUAAGUUGACGGGUCUACGUGUCAUAGGGAACAUUAUAAUUAUAUAUUUAUAAACAGUUAUACGCAAUACUUGUAGAAAUCAUUUAUGUAUAGACUUCGUGUAGAGAUUUAUAUGAUGUAUAGCUAAUCUGUUACGCAUAGGAAAAUAUAUAUUAGACGUAAAUGUUUGUUGAUAUUGUUGUAAAUAUAUGUAAUUUAUGGAAUUAUUUAAGU
Spodoptera litura is the source of this 3447-nucleotide messenger RNA. RefSeq names its product delta-sarcoglycan. NCBI's taxonomy places the organism in Eukaryota, Metazoa, Arthropoda, Insecta, Lepidoptera, Noctuidae. The record is from RefSeq and is a predicted model, not a curated record. Gene Ontology annotation, biological process: heart contraction. Gene Ontology annotation, cellular component: sarcoglycan complex; membrane.